Lindgomyces ingoldianus is the source of this 1150-nucleotide messenger RNA. RefSeq names its product cytochrome P450. The transcript is spliced from 7 exons. The record is from RefSeq and is a predicted model, not a curated record. The coding region runs from base 1 to 1143 and encodes 380 amino acids. NCBI's taxonomy places the organism in Eukaryota, Fungi, Ascomycota, Dothideomycetes, Pleosporales, Lindgomycetaceae. Gene Ontology annotation, molecular function: heme binding; iron ion binding; monooxygenase activity.
AUGUUCGGAUUCAAGCACACCAUGAACAAGCUUGAACACAACACUGUUGAUCGCAAACUUGUUCGGACCAGGUUAUAUGCCCGUCUACUGCAAGUAAAUGGUCCAGGGUAUCUCGAUAAACUAUUCCCCUUCCUACAGGCGAAGUUGCAUGCCGUGCUCCAAGACGAGGUUGAAAGAGGAAUUUCGCGCGAUGAUAAUCUAUUCAUUCCUGUGGCCCAGACGGCACGCCUACUAGCCUCGAAACUCAUGGCUUUCGUCUUCUAUGGGGAUUUGCUAGCUUCAGAUAAGGUAUUUUCCGAUGCUCUUCUGCGAUAUCCGAAAGAUAUGAUUAAGUGCAUGGCCGCGUUCCAAUUGACGCCUACUUUUGUAUCUCCGAUUAUGCACGCGAUUUUGACGAACCGUGGGGCGGCGAUGCACAUCAUUCAAGGCCGUCUGCAACAUAUCAUGGGUCCGGGUAAGAAGGCUUGGAACGAACCGAAGGGUACCAAAGAGCUUACCAUCCUCCACAAUAUGAUGGAAAUGACCGAAGACAGUGAUUACUGGGAACCGGAACUUUUGUCUCAGUCUUUGCUUGGAAUUUGGUUUGCUGCAUCACACCAACCGUGGAUGUUCUUGGACUUCGUGCUUCUCGAGCUGUGUGCUCAGCCCGAAGCUCAAUACUCGCUUCAAGAGGAGUUGGAUUCUCACGCGCCGUCGAGUUAUCAUGAGUUGGAAAGACUCCCUCUUCUCGACAUUGCAAUUCGUCGAAAAGCUUUAGAGCCAUACACGUUCUCCGGAGGAUCACCGUCAGUUCCUCAGAAUGGUACGGUGUGUGUUUCAGCGUAUAAUUUGAUGCAUGAUCCCCACCACUAUCCCGAACCAAACUCGUUCAAGGCCGCACGGUUCGUACCCAAGACCGCGAACGAUGGGCAGCAAAAAUUCACUGAAAUCUCCGAGAAAUACCCGGUUUGGGGAUAUGGAUCUCUUGCUUGCCCCGGCCGCUUUUAUGCCUCGUUGGUCAUGAAGCUCAUUGUCUCUCAAAUCCUCCUCCAAUACAACAUACGGCUCGAGAAUGAGAAGGCAAGGACAAAGUGGUGCUGGGAGAGUUUUACAAUGCCCUACGAGUCGACAAGAAUUGCGUUCCAGGAACGGCGUCGCUCGUAAAUUUGAC